Petromyzon marinus (sea lamprey) is the source of this 5050-nucleotide messenger RNA. Its product is annotated as glutaminase kidney isoform, mitochondrial-like. The record is from RefSeq and is a predicted model, not a curated record. Gene Ontology annotation, molecular function: protein binding; glutaminase activity. Gene Ontology annotation, biological process: L-glutamine catabolic process. NCBI's taxonomy places the organism in Eukaryota, Metazoa, Chordata, Hyperoartia, Petromyzontiformes, Petromyzontidae.
GCGGGGCUGUGGAUAUACAGUCCCGCACACGUGGCCGCCAACCUCAGCACCGUUAUAUCGCUGCUGCUGCUGCGUCUUGUGACACCGCCACGUGUUUUCCUUCCCUCCACUUCGCUUUAUCUCAUCUCGCGGCAGGCAUCAGGGACGACUGCAGCAGCAGCAUAAAGCGACGAUAACACAACGCGGCGGUGGGCAGCAGCUAGCCGGAGAUACAUUGAACAGCACGCGGCACGAUGCAGACCGCUUCGGGCAUCUCGCGCCGGCCGGCGCUGGGCAAGCAUCUGCUGCGGUCGAUGUCGCAGACUCUGGCUCCCGGCUGUGGUCGGGCGGCCACCGCGGCAGUCGGCCUCGGGAGGUUCUCGUGCCGGCGGAGCGUGGCCACGGGCUCACGGCUGGAGCUGGGCAAGGCCGAGCCGUCGCCACUGAGCCUCGCAACGCUGCAGCCCAGCUCGGCAGCACGGCCCCGCGAUACGAAGAGGGGAACACGUCUUUUGCCCAAGCUGGAGGACCUGCUGUUCGACACCAUCGCAGAGGGACAGGACAAGAUACCCAUCGUGAAGUUCAUCACCGCCCUCAAGGCCACCGGGCUACGUCCGUCGGACCCGCGCCUGCGGGACUCUAUGACGACGCUGCGCAAAGCGGUGAAGACGGCGUCCGAAGGGGUCACCCUGGACAAGGAGCUCUUCCGGAGGUGCGUGAGCAGCAACAUCGUGCUGCUGACCCAGGCGUUCCGCCGCAAGUUCGUCAUCCCCGACUUUGAGAACUUCACGGCGCAGGUGGACAACAUCCACGAGAAUGCGCGGGCGCUCACCUGGGGGAAGGUUGCUGACUAUAUUCCACAACUUGCAAAGUUCAGCAAAGACCUCUGGGGUGUCUCCAUCUGCACUGUGGAUGGGCAGAGGCACUCGGCGGGCGACACCAAGUUGCCCUUCUGCCUGCAGUCGUGCGUGAAGCCUCUUGUCUACUCUGUGGCUGCCAACGAGCUGGGCACGCAGCACGUGCACCGAUACGUGGGCAAGGAGCCGAGCGGACUGCGCUUCAACACCCUCUCGCUCAACGAGGACAACAAACCCCACAAUCCCAUGGUCAACUCGGGCUCCAUCGUCAUCACGUCCCUCAUCAAGCAAGGAGCCAGCACAGCAGAGAAGUUUGACUACGUAACAGAGAACCUGGCCAGGAUGGCCGGACACGAAUACAUUGGCUUCAGCAAUGCCACCUUCCAGUCCGAGAGGCAGACUGGGGACCGCAACUUCGCCAUCGGCUACUAUUUAAGGGAGAUGCAGUGCUUUCCUGAAAACACCGAUCUGACUGCCACCCUGGAUCUCUACUUCCAGCUGUGCUCCAUCGAGGUGACGUGCGAGUCGGGCUCCGUGAUGGCCGCCACGCUGGCCAACGGCGGCAUCUGCCCCAUCACGGGCGAGCGGCUGCUGAGUCCCGAGGCCGUGCGCAACACGCUGAGCCUCAUGCACUCGUGCGGGAUGUACGACUUCUCCGGCCAGUUCGCCUUCCACGUGGGGCUCCCGGCGAAGUCGGGCGUGGGAGGGGGCAUUCUCCUGGUGGUCCCCAACGUUAUGGGCAUCAUGUGCUGGUCCCCCCCACUCGACAAACUCGGCAACAGCGUCCGGGGCAUCCACUUUAGCCAGGAGCUCGUGUCAAUGUUCAACUUCCACAACUACGACGACCUCAGGCACUUUGACAAGAAGCUGGACCCACGGCGCGAGGGCAGGGAAGCUCAGGCUAAAACGGUGGUGAACGUCCUCUUCGCUGCCUAUAGCGGGGAUGUGUCGGCACUUCGAAGAUACGCCCUCUCGGCGAUGGACAUGGAGCACAGGGACUACGACUACAGGACGGCGCUGCAUGUGGCGGCAGCAGAGGGGCACUUGGACGUGGUGCGGUUUCUCUUGGAGUGCUGCAACGUGAGUCCCACGCCCAGAGACAGGUGGGGUAACACGCCGAUGGCCGACGCCGUGCUCUUCGGACACUCGGACGUGGCCCAGCUGCUCCGGGAGUACGAGCUCAAGUACGAGCAGGAGGAGAGCGUCGCCGACAGCGCCCGGGCCUUGCAGGGGAACCCACAGGACAUGGCCUAGCAGCUCCCGACCGCGAACGUUCGCGCAGAGCGAGGGGGGCCCUGGGGCCGACCGGGCCGCACUUGAGCUCGACCUCCGGCAAGAGGCCGCUCGGGCUCAAUGGAAGCUCUGAGGCUGAGCAAGAGGGUGCCUGGGCUGUGAAUGUGGCCAUCAGACUCUGCUGAUGUCCAAGUUGUGGGCCCCCCUCUGGGCUGGGGCGGAUGACUGUCAGUGUUAACGAGAAGGCUUGGUACCGUGAUACGUAGAUGGAUGUUCGUCGUCGUCCGAGUGUGCAGUCUGUGAAGCGUAAUCUUAGGACAUUGCAAUUUGAAGCUCCCGUUGCAAAUGUGAAUUUCACUCCGACAGGCAUCCUUGGUCAAGAACAAGUAGCACACUAUAGGAUAAGUAUCAGGAACAGUGGUGGCUUGUCAUUAGGGGCUAGUGGAACAUGGCCCCACAGUGAUAUAUAUUAAAACAACUUUAGGAAUACAUAUUUGCACGUUAAUGUGCUCGUGGCACGUUAACGUUUUUGCACGAGAUAAAAUACAAUUUCUCAAAGGGAUGGCUAAUCGCAACUGGAAACUAAAACGACUGCGUAGCAGCUCCGCGGUGAGCAAGCGUGCGAGCGAUCGUGAAGAAAUGCCGCUGCUGCCGCUACCGCUGCUGCUGCAGGGCUGGUCCCUAGCAGCAGCCGCUGUGAAGCGAGGACGCUGGGCUCGGCAGUCACAGGACCAGGCCAGGGCUGCUGCGCAGCACGUUUGUGCCCUCACGGGGCUUCUCUCUGCGGGCAGUGAAGAAGCCCGGGAUAGUCCGGGGCCCCUUCACUGCUGUGCCCUGCUACACUUGCGAGUUACUACACCACCACCCCCCCCAUAUCCCCCCAACUCUAUAGGCAGCCGUACAACAACAGCUGUGGACUCGCUAUUUUGGUUUCUUGUCGACCAGAGGAUUGACAUGGUGCAGGUGCGCUCUGUGUGUGUGUCGUGGGGCCAGUCGUCUUUUGGUCAAACAAAACAAAAACUGCUGAUUCCUUUCAGAGUCCCCUGUUGUAAAUUGAGUUUAAGUUGUUUCUCAUGUACUGCGUUGUUUUUACUCAUGAGUACUUAAGGACAUAAAAUAUAGUUAUGUAUAUACUGUACAUGAAUUAUUGUACAAAUGUUUUUAAUCGCGUGUUUGUGUGAGCGGUUGGGCUAUGCAUGACGUAGCUAAACAUCCAGAUUUCAAGAGCCUUAUAGCUGAGCAAUUCAAAUUUUACUCUUUAAUACGAUUAAGGCCUUAGUUUACUUGCUAGUCACUUUUACCGACGUCCAAAACUUAUUGGACACCUUUGGGCCCAGUGUUCCUGUAAGGCGCAUGGUGAGAAAAACCAAUGUCCUCGUUUAAGGUACACUCAGAUUUCAACCAAAUUUGAAUUUGGUUUGAUUCAAUCAAACUCAAGGUUUAGCAGUCAUCAAAGCCGAUGUAUUUGUUGUCACCUAUACCUUGCCAUCGCUUCCUUACUUCUGACAGAUCACACAGCUGUUGUAAAGUCAACAGCCAAUUUCCAUGGUACACUAUUAUUCCCCUGCCAUCUGGCUUGCAUUUUUUUUCUUGGGUUUCUGACUUCUGGCCAUCCACUCCAGUGUUUGUGUCAGUAAUCGCCCUCCGCUCUCCAACAAUAUUACAAUUGUGGCAUUUUGUUUCAGAUUGGAUAUGCAUAGUUUCAUGCACUCACACUAGCAAAGAGUCAUCGGUUGAUUUCUUGCAGCUACCCUGUACAUUUUGCCGUGAUUUACCUGGGUCUUGUUCAGUGAAUGUUUGCAGCUUGGCUAAAUCUAUUACUUCAAUAUGUAUUUUUCUAAUUAUCGGAUGUAUAACUCCAUUAAUCAGUCAGCCCUGUGCCACGUGUACCGCUGGAUGGGAAGUGAUGAGCGCGUGCCUGGCGAGGAUCAUGUUGAGGUUGGCCGCCAUUUUGAAAUGUGCCCAUAUAAUCGACCACAGAAAAGUAGUUCAUUACUCUUCUUAUUUUCUAAAUACGUUUUUAUCAAUAAAUCGUCACAGCCCUAUACAUAUUUUUGAUUCUGUGUUUCAAGGUGUUGCAAUAAACUGCCACCUUGUAUAAGUAUAUGGGUUUAUUGUGUUUUAAAUUUGUUCAAACCACAAUAAGAUGGCCAGCAAAAUAUGUAAAGAAAAAAACCUGUAAUCCUUAAAUUCUGACAAGAGUUUUGACAUCGCUGAAUACAAAUCUUGUAUUGUAAUUGCGAGUGAUGGCCUUGAUGGUAAACCUUUAGACUUGAUGUAUUUCUCAUGAGGAGACCUAAAAACUAGAAAUUAGUGUUGUGAAGCACAUAAAGCCUUAAUGUAUUUCAUCUUUAAAUCGUUGUUAGGGUGGACAUUUUUUUCAUUUUCGCUUUGUGUGCAAGGCUUCCUCGGAACAUUUCUCAAUCGGGCAACACAAAAGCCGGAGAAACAAAACCUUCAGAUGUAAUGCAGCUGCUGUGCAUGGUGCUUGCCUGCAUCUGGGCCCUUCUGCAGGACCUCCACAGAUUGUAGCAGUUCGACACUGGGCGAGCAAUCGGCGAACUUCCCUGUGGCAGAUGCCACGCCAUUUUCUGUGGACAUAACGUGGCAUGAUGCAUUCGUUUUUUUUGGCACAGAUCGUUUACUCUUUAGGGUAUUUUCUUAAAAUUCUACUCCAAGCCUUGGGUGUCCUACUCUUGAAAACUAUUCUCUACACAUCUUGUGCCAGGUGUAAGCCACGUGUACAUAUUGCAAUUUGUUUCGAAGGUGAACACUGCUUUAUUUAAGGGAUGGUUACUUUCCGUACCAUGUUUUGUACGUUGUCGAGUGUAAGAUGUGGAAUAAGCACACCAUCAAGGUGCUUCCUGCACUUCUGGCUGUGUUGGACUUGAAGCACAUUUUAAGUGAAGCAUUGUUUUUGUUUGCCAAGUGCUGUUUGUGUGUUGUUUUCCCAGCGUGAAUUAAAGCACAUUUCUUCAUUG